Rotaria sp. Silwood2 is the source of this 1299-nucleotide messenger RNA. The record is from the annotation of a GenBank genome assembly. NCBI's taxonomy places the organism in Eukaryota, Metazoa, Rotifera, Eurotatoria, Philodinida, Philodinidae.
AUGAAUCCAUCAGCGAUGACUUUUAAACCAAAUCAAAAGAAAUUUUAUUCGAUCAAUACCGAUCAAUUAACAAAAGCUGAAGAAAACAUCUUUCAAGAAUUAUUAUGUGAAUGGACUGAUACUCCCACACUUGAUCUUUUAUUUGAAAAAUGGACAAACCAUCGUGAUAAAAAUUUUUCUUUGAUGAACAUAAAACAAAAUAUAUCUCUUUUUCUUUUAAAUGUCUCUAGUUUAAACAAGUACCUCGUCGACGUAUUUAAAUUAAUUGAUUCCAUAUCAUCACCAAUUGUGAUAUUAAAUGGUAUGCAUCAUGAUGAUAAUUCGGUUAAACAAUUUAGGUCUCAUUUCUUUAACUUUAAUGUUUUUACAAUGAAAGGAACAAAUAUGUUUGGUAGUGUGUUAAUAGCAGUUCAUAAAUCAAUUCGUUCACAACGUGCAGAUGAAUUUGACAAUUUAUGUAAUUUAAUCGUGUUGGAAGUUGGAUCAGAUCUGGAUAUGUUUCAAUUAGCUACAUGUUAUUUUCCACUUACUGAACCCAUUCCUCUUGAUAUAUUUGAUCGUUUGCUUCAACGUAAUCCAAAUUCAAUCUUUACCGGAGAUUUUAACGCUAAGCACAAUUCAUGGUCAAGAUCUGCAGAUAAUCAAAAGGGUCGAGCUUUGUUCAGCUGGCUAUCUUCAUCACCAAUACAUUCAUCUCUGGAAAUUAUUAACAAAUACAUAUCUACUUCAACUCGUUCAAAUGCAACAAUUGAUUUAAUUAUUGCACCAUCGCAUAUGUCGUCUACUUCCUUCUCGGUUCUUCCAAGUAUUGGAAAUGAUCAUCAUCUCGUUCUAUGGCAUCCGUCAUUUAAAAUAUCCUCCACUCAUCAUCGUUUUCCUAUCAAGUGCACCCGUUGGAAUCUUCUCGAAAUUUUUCUUACAUUUACAGCAACGUAUUGGCAAUCGUUAGCUGCUUCUAUGUCAUAUUCAGCAGGUUUCUUCUCAUUAUAUGAACGUUUUCUCUCGUUAUGCACAUCACGCCUUACCUUCAUCACUUUCCGAAAAACAAUUAAACCAUCUUUACCUCAACAUAUUAUCUAUAUGAUUAAACAAAAACGUCAAUAUCUUAAAUUAUUUCGUCAAACACAUCAUCCUCAUUUUGCUGUUGUUUUACGUGAUAUAUCUAAAAUGAUACACAAGCAGCUAUUUCUCCACAAAAGAAAAUCGUGGCUGAAGUAUGGCAAUUCGUUUAACGAUUGUGAUACAACAGCUUUCUGGAAAAAGCAAAGCGUCAUUUCAACUCUCGUGCAGCCCCUAUAG